This is a messenger RNA of Diatraea saccharalis (sugarcane borer), 1194 nucleotides long. NCBI's taxonomy places the organism in Eukaryota, Metazoa, Arthropoda, Insecta, Lepidoptera, Crambidae. The record is from the annotation of a GenBank genome assembly.
AUGAUUAAAAAUUCUGAUUGUUUGUUACAGAACGCACCGAGUCAAGAGCCAGUGUACAGAAAAGUGGCGAUAGUAGAAAAUUUCUUCGAUAUCAUUUAUACUGUUCAUGUUGAACUCGAAGGGCGACCUGGGAAACAUGCGGGACAAAAACGGACUUACAGAACCAUCACGGAGACUUACGCGUUUCUACCAAGGGAGGCAGUCACGCGCUUCCUGACCGGAUGCGCCGAGUGUGCCCGGCGCCCGCGCAGCGCUUCGCCCCCGCCGCUGCCCACACCGUCCCCAUCCCCCACGAGACACCCCACUUAUCUACCCUUCUUACCCCAUUGCGCCCCAGACUUCACCCGCAACUGGGAAUCGGAAAUAGACGCGCAGAACUUUUACGAGCCGAAAUUUGACUACAACGAUUUACAACCGCUCAAGAAAAUAGAAAGUCCUAAACCGCCAGAUGAAGAUGAACCGACUUAUAUUGAAUUGACCUCGAAAAAGGUUAACGGGUUUGAGUCGACGUCUGCUUUUAGUAGAAAUUCCCCAAUAGAACCAGCUUUCAGAGAAGAAGAGCCUGUUAGGACUGAUCCUGAAAUCGACAAGGAUGAAAAUAGUCUUAUAGAUGUCGAAGAUGUAAAAAACGACAGCCCCGUGCUGGUGACGACGAAGAAGGACGAGGAAGAAAGCAAAGAAAAUGAGGUGCAUGUGUCAGAAAGUACCAGGGCUACUGAAAAUACUGCAGUUAAAGAUAAUACUGAGAAUAGAACGGAGAAGAAAUAUAACCCGUUGGAUGUUGCAAAUUUGACAUCGAAAGAUCCGCCUAAGUCUAGAUCGCCGCCUAGGAAAAAGUUACUACCUACUAGUAUAGAAUAUCCGAACACUUUUGGCAGGGUUCCGAAACCUUGGAGACCUGACGGAGGAAUGUUUUAUGGUGGGGAGGAAAUCGACUACAGCGUGCCUAUAACGACGGCGUAUCUUAAACACAUGCGGAGUAUGGCGUUUCAAGAAAGGAUGGACAACGAAAAUAAGGGGCUGUUAAUAACACAACAGGCUAUUUUAUUCGCCGACCGCCACUUGCGGCGUGCGGCGCCUUUGAUGUCCGAGAUUAGAAGUUUGCUUAGUUCUGGAGCAGCACGUUAUGUGGACAAUGCCGAAUAUUUGAUGUGCCGCCAUUUUGUUCGGUUGCCUACAUUUUAUCAGUUCUAG